Molecule: messenger RNA, 4927 nt
Organism: Oncorhynchus keta (chum salmon)
Lineage: Eukaryota; Metazoa; Chordata; Actinopteri; Salmoniformes; Salmonidae
Product: GTP-binding protein REM 2-like
Exons: 5
Coding region: 267-1172 (301 amino acids)
Cellular component (GO): plasma membrane
Molecular function (GO): GTP binding; calcium channel regulator activity; GTPase activity
Source: RefSeq, a predicted model, not a curated record
UUAUUCAUAACACUCCCAGACGCAGGUGUAGACCAGGCUACCUAUUCAUAUGCUCUGCACUCUUCUUCGAUCAAUACCUACACUUCGAGACCAAGGAGCUUCGGGAGGAAUUACCAGCCGGAGAAUGGUUUCACAAUGUUAAUUGAUAUUUGGUGUGGUUAUUUUGUUCUCUCUCAUCCAUACUUCCCGAGCGCAAAUGACUUGACAUGGAUUGUGGUCGCAGUUAGGGACUUUAUUUGUGAAAAAUAGAGGAAGAAUUUAACACGAUGACUGACCAGUACAGUAUGUUUCUUACCACCGCUCCCCCUCUGAGAAGAGGAAGCACACCUCUACCAAUCAAGCACCAGCUGAGGCGGGAGGAGGCCGUAUCAGAGGACCGUGAUUGGAUACCAGGGAUGGACAAACCAUCCACACUGCCAAUCAGUGACACUCUUUGCCAGGAUGAAUCAUUUGGUCAGGCGGCGGAGGGGUAUCAUGGGAGUGCUAUAAGGAUCGUACUACUUGGGCAGAAUGGGGUUGGAAAAUCAUCGCUGGCUCUGUCCCUGGCUGGACUGUCAGACAGAUCUCUUUCGGUGGACUCUGAAACAGCCUGUGGAGAAGGCUACGAGCGCACAGUGUCAGUUGACGAUGAGGAGAGUUCAGUCAUCAUUUAUGACAACUGGAAACAGGACCUGUCCACGCUGCAGUGUGAGGUGGUUGUCCUGGUGUUCUCGGUGACUGACAGGAGGAGUUUCCAGCGCACUGCACAGCUCCGCCUCAUCCUCAGGGAGUCAAUGCCCCACACUCCCAUCAUCCUCGUGGGCAACAAGAGUGACCUUGUCCGUUGUCGAGAGAUCAGCACAGAGGAGGCCCACUCCAGUGCCAUGAUGUAUGACUGCCAAUAUCUGGAGCUGUCUGCCUCCCUGGACCACGGCACCACCGAGUUGCUGGAGGGGGCAGUGAAGGCUGCCAGGGGUGACUGCGUGGGGCCAGGCUGGACGGAGGGGGACCCCGGGGCGGGGCGCAGGGAGAGCCUGACCAGCAAGGCCAAGCGCUUCCUGACUGGCCUGGUGCCACGCUCCUACGGCCGAGGAGACAGGGACCGAGGCCAAUACAGGGAGAUGAGCAGGCACCGGGGGAGCAAGAUCCUCCGACAGAAAUCACGCUCCUGCCAUGACCUCAGUGCAAUGUGACACAUCAGACAGACAGAGAGAGGGGAUGGGAGGUGUGUGAAACGGGGGAAAAAUGAAGGAGGACAACAGGGGAUGGGAGAUAAGUUAUAGAAUGGGAAAAUGAAUAGGAGAAUGGUGAGAAGUGGAGAGAGAGAGAGAGAGAGAGAGAGAGAGAGAGAGAGAGAGAGAGAGAGAGAGAGAGAGAGAGAGAGAGAGCUGGUGAAGGUGAAGUCAUCAGAAUUAUGAGAUGGAUACGAGACGACUCAUUGCGCAAUGAGAGAGAAAAAAAACAAUGAAGAGUGAUAUUGGAGAAAGAUUAAUGGAUCAAGAGGGGAAAACGGUGAUUGGAAAAUGUGCAAGAUGGAAGUCUGAUAUAGAUCUGUUGUAGACCUAAUGAUUAUGUAGAGACUGGUGAUCUAAUGUUGAGCUAAUGAUUAUGUAGAGACUGAUAGAGAUCUAAUGUAGACCUAAUGAUUAUGUAGAGACUGAUGAUCUAAUGUAGAGCUAAUGAUUAUGUAGAGACUGAUAGAGAUCUAAUGUAGACCUAAUGAAUAUGUAGAGACUGAUAUAGAUCUAAUGUACCUACUGGUUAUGUAGAGACUGAUGGAGAUCUAAUGUAGACAUAAUGAUUAUGUAGAGACUGAUAGAGAUCUAAUGUAGACCUAAUGAUUAUGUAGAGACUGAUAGAGAUCUAAUGUAGACCUAAUGAUUAUGUAGAGACUGAUAGAGAUCUAAUGUAGAUCUAAGGAUUAUGUAGAGACUGAUAGAGAUCUAAUGUAGACCUAAUGAUUAUGUAGAGACUGAUAGAGAUCUAAUGUACACCUAAUGAUUAUGUAGAGACUGAUAGAGAUCCAAUGUAGACCUAAUGGUUAUGUAGAGACUGAUAUAGAUCUAAUGUAGACCUAAUGAUUAUGUAGAGACUGAUAGAGAUCUAAUGUACACCUAAUGAUUAUGUAGAGACUGAUGAUCUAAUGUAGACCUAAUGAUUAUGUAGAGACUGAUAUAGAUCUAAUGUAGACCUAAUGAUUAUGUAGAGACUGAUAGAGAUCUAAUGUAGACCUAAUGAUUAUGUAGAGACUGAUAGAGAUCUAAUGUAGACCUAAUGAUUAUGUAGAGACUGAUAGAGAUCUAAUGUAGAUCUAAUGAUUAUGUAGAGACUGAUAGAGAUCUAAUGUAGACCUAAUGAUUAUGUAGAGACUGAUAGAGAUCUAAUGUAGACCUAAUGAUUAUGUAGAGACUGAUAGAGAUCUAAUGUAGACCUAAUGAUUAUGUAGAGACUGAUAGAGAUCUAAUGUAGACCUAAUGAUUAUGUAGAGACUGAUAGAGAUCCAAUGUAGACCUAAUGAUUAUGUAGAGACUGAUAGAGAUCUAAUGUAGACCUAAGUCCCUGUUUAAAAGCAUGAUGUUACACAGUGAAUAGAUUUGCAGUGAUAAGACUUGCCCAGUAGGCUCAUGUAAUUAUAAUAACAACGUCCUGGAUUUACUUCUUAUUGGCCGGAAGCUAUGGUAUACUAUCCCUCCCCUGAUCUCCAAUGCAAUGCCCUUUUCAAAAGCCUCAUCUUGCACUUUUUAUACCGAUCAGAUUUAAUGUCGCUGCUGCAUAAUCCCUUUAUAUCAGGUAUUGCUUUUGGAGAUUUUUUUUCUUCUGUAGAGCAGGUAGUGCUCAAUAAUCCCAUAGAUGAGAGAAAUUGGUUGGAGCAGGUCAUAUAUUACAGGAGCUAUUUUGAAAGUGAAUGUAAACUCAAGUCUUGCGGUUAUAUGGAAUCUGGCCACUUAUCCACUACACUCUCCUUUACAUUGACUCAAUGCUAAACAUCCCUGCACUCAAUCAUGAUCCUAUUUAAUUGGGCAAGGAGAUUUUCCUCACCAGGAAAAACUACAGGCUCUACUUAUAUAUAUGCAGCUACUACAGAGCCUAGCGAUAAGUAAAUCGCUCUAUAUUAAUAGAAGUAAGGAAUACUUGUAACUAGGGCCAGACCUAACAAGGAAAACUCUAGCAGAACCCACAGACUGGCAGAACCCACAGACUGGCAGAACCCACAAACUGGCAGAACCUACAGACUGACAGAACCCACAGACGGGCAGAACCUACAGACUGACAGAACCCACAGACUGGCAGAACCUACAGACUGACAGAACCCACAGACUGAGAGAAGCCACAGACUGGUAAGAACCCCAGACUGGCAGAAUCCACCGACUGGCAGAACCCACAGACUGGUAGUACCCACUCCAAUAACUGCUGACUGAGGCUGAGUCCGAGCACAUUGGCUUACUAGAGGAACACAGGAAUAUAUAUUAUACAGUGCCUUUCGGAAAGUAUUAAGAAUCCUUGACAUUUUUCACAUUUUGUUACGUUAAAGCCUUAUUCUAAAAUUGAUUAAAUCGUUUUUUUCCCUCAAAUCUACACACAAUACCCCAUAAUGACGAAGCUAAAACAUUUUUAUUUUUUUUUACAAAUGUGUUAAAAAAACUGAAAUAUCACAUUUACAUAAGUAUUUAGACCAUUUACUCAGUACUUUGUUGAAGCACCUUUGGCAGCGAUUACAGCAUUGAGUCUUUUGUAUGACGCUACAAGCUUGGCACACAUGUAUUUGGGGAGUUUCUCCCAUUCUUCUCAGUAGAUCCUCUCAAGCUCUGUCAGGUUGGAUGGGGAGUGUUGCUGCACAGCCAUUUUCAGGUCUCUCCAGAGAAGUUAGAUCGAUAAGAGGAAUACUGGACAAGAGGAAUACCUAUGUAAGAAUGCUGUUCAUCGACUACAGCUCAGCAUUUAACACCAUAGUACCCUCCAAACUCCUCUUUAAGCUCAAGAUCCUGGGUCUCGAACCCGCCCUGUGCAACUGGGUCCUGGACUUUGUGAUUGGCCGCACCCAGGUGGUGAGGGUAGGAAACAAUAUCUCCACCCAGCUUAUCCUCAACACUGGGGCCCCACAAGGGUGAGUUCUCAGCCCUCUCCUGUACUCGCUGUUCACCCAUGACUGCGUGGCCAUGCACGCCUCCAACUCAAUCAUUAAGUUUGCAGACGACACUACAGUGGUAGGCUUGAUUACCAACAAUGACGAGACAGCCUACAGGGAGGAGGUGAGGGCCCUCGGAGUGUGGUGUCAGGAAAAUAACCUCACUCUCAACAAAACAAAGGAGAUGAUCGUGACCUUCAGGAAACAGCAGAGGGAGCACCCCCCUUUCCACAUCGACGGGACAGUAGUGGAGAAGGUGGAAAGUUUUAAGUUCCUCUGCGUACACAUCACAGACAAACUGAAAUGUUGCACCCACACAGACAGCGUAGUGAAGAAGGCUCAACAGUGUCUCUUCAACCUCAGGAGCCUGAAGAAAUGUGGCUUGUCACCAAAAACAGUCACAAACUUUUACAGAUGCACAAUCGAGAGCAUCCUGUCGAGCUGUAUCACAGCCUGGUACGGCAACUGCUCCGCCCACAACCGCAAGGCUCUCCAGAGGGUUGUGAGGUCUGCACAACGCAUCACCGGGGGCAAACUACCUGCCCUCCAGGACACCUACACCACCCGAUGUAACAUGAAGGCCAAAAAGAUCAUCAAGGACAACAACCACCGGAGCCACUGCCUGUUCACCCCGCUAUCAUCCAGAAGGCGAGGUCAGUACAGGUGCAUCAAAGCUGGGACAGAGAGACUGAAAAACAGCUGCUUCUAUCUCAAGGCCAUCAGACUGUUAAACAGCUGUCACUAACAUUGAGUGGCUGCUGCCAACAUACUGACUCAACUCCAGCCACUUUAAUAAUAAAACAUUCGGAUGUAAUAAUUGUA